AUGCCGCCAUUCGCACCGGCACUUCGUGCUGAAGCUUCCUUUGCAGGCCAAUCUUCCAGCGCAAAGCCUUUCUCCGACAAGUUCGCUCCCGCUAGCAAUGGAGGUCAGCCGCGUAGACUUGCUGUCAUGACCUCCGGCGGUGACUCGGCUGGUAUGAAUGCUGCCGUCCGCUCCGUAGUCAAGAUGGCCAUCUUCCGCGGCUGCGAGGCCUUUGUCAUCCGUGAGGGUUGGGAGGGUCUCGUCAGAGGAAAUCACACACCCGAAAACACCCCUUCCGCAACGCCUGCGGUCAGCAGGAGCGCAUCCACCUUCUUCGACACUCCCGAUACCAAGGGCAAGGCCUCCGAUCUUGAACACAACCCAGAACAGUCCGACUUUGUCCCAACCUAUGGAGAAGGCGAGCUUCUUCGUGAAGGUGUUGGAGAAGCGCAGGAGCUCGGUCUCCGUGGUCGCUACAUCAUCCGCGUCGGUUGGGAUGAUGUGCGUGGCUGGAUGGACCAGGGCGGUACGCUCAUCGGCACCGCACGUUCCAAGACUUUCCGCACACCAGAAGGUCGCGAACAGGCCGCCUACAACCUCAUCAUCAACGGAAUCGACGCUCUCGCCGUAUGCGGUGGAGAUGGAAGUCUCACAGGCGCCGACAAGCUUCGCGCCGAAUGGCCUGAUCUCGUCGCAUCCCUCAAAGCCAAGAGCAGGAUCACCGAAGAGCAGGCCACCAAGUUUGCCCAUCUCAACAUUGUCGGUCUCGUCGGCUCAAUCGACAACGACAUGGCCACCACCGACAUCACCAUCGGCGCUUCCACUGCGUUGCAACGCAUCUGCGAGGCUGUCGACUCCAUCUCCUCCACCGCUGCAUCCCACUCUCGUGCCUUUGUCGUAGAGGUCAUGGGUAGACACUGCGGUUGGCUCGCCCUCAUGGCCGGUAUCGCUACCGGCGCCGACUACGUCUUCAUCCCAGAGCGCCCUCCUCAGGGCGAAAAGUGGCAUUCCGAAAUGUGCGCCGUUCUGCAGAAGCACAGAGACCUCGGUAAGCGCAAGUCGAUCGUAAUCGUCGCAGAAGGCGCCAUCGACCGCGAACUCAACGACAUUACCCCCGACAUGAUCAAGGACGUCCUCUCCAACGACCUCGGCCUCGACACGCGCGUCACCACCCUUGGUCAUACCCAGCGAGGAGGCAAGCCAGACGCAAACGACCGCAUCCUCGCCACGCUGCAAGGCAUCGAAGCCGUAGAUGCCGUGCUCGAAGCCACCCCCGAGACCCCUUCCUACGUCAUUGGCAUCAGCGAGAACAAGAUCACCCGCAUUCCCCUCAUGUUUGCCGUCGAGCAGACGCAAAAGGUCGCCAAGCUCAUCGAGUCCAAGGACUUUGAUGGUGCGCUCGCCCUCCGCGAUCCUGAGUUUGCAGAGGGCCUCCGUGCCUUCAAGUACAUCAGCCAGAUCACCGACGACGAGUUGUUGCCCCAGAAGAAGCGAAUCAGGAUGGGUGUCAUCAACGUCGGUGCUCCUGCCGGAGGUAUGAACGCUGCUACCCGCACCGCCGUUCGCUACUGCCUCGCAAAGGGCCACGAGGCUGUCGUCAUCUACAAUGGCUUCCCCGGCUUGCUCGAGGACAACGUCUCGGUCCUCACCUGGCUUCGUGUUGACAACUGGGCAACACGAGGCGGUUCCGAACUCGGCGUCAACCGACACCUGCCCGACAUCGACAUUGGUGCGGUUGCCGCCAAGCUGCAAGAGCACAAGAUUGAGGGCCUCCUCAUCGUUGGUGGCUUUGAAGCCUUCAGCUCGGUCAAGAUCCUCAACGACAACCGCGAUCGAUACCCCGCCUUCCGCAUCCCAAUCGUCGGCCUUCCCGCCACCAUCUCCAACAACGUGCCCAUGAACGAGUUCUCGCUCGGAUCCGAUACCUCGCUCAACGCGCUCGUCGACGCUUGCGAUGCUGUCAAGCAGUCGGCGUCUGCGUCGCGAAACAGAGUCUUUGUUGUCGAGACUCAGGGUGGGAAGUGCGGCUACAUUGCCGUCAUGGGCGCGCUCGCUGCCGGGGCCGUGCUCGUCUACACGCCAGAAGUGGGCAUCGGCCUUCAGCAACUCGGCAAGGAUGUAGCUUUCCUCAAGAGGCGUUUCCAGCUCGACGUCAAAGGCAAGUCCGAAGGCAGGCUGGUCAUCCGAAACGAAAAGUCGUCGGAUGUUUUCACCACCGAGGUCAUCACCAAGAUUCUGAAGGAGGAAGGCAGCAGCCUUUUCGACUCGCGUUCCGCCAGUCUCGGCCACACGCUCCAAGGUGGCGUCCCUUCGCCGCUCGAUCGUGUCCGCGCUACACGUCUGGCGCUCAAGUGCUGCGAGUUCCUCGAAUCCGAAGCGCUCAAGCAGCGUAGCUCUUCGUCGGCGUCGUCCAAGGGCUCAGGCGGUGCUGCAUCGGAAAAGUCGUAUUCGGACGACACGGCUGUGAUGAUCACCAUCCAAGGUUCAACCAUCUGCUUCACCUCGGCCACAGAGAUGGCACGAAACGCCGAUGUCAAGAACAGACGCGGCAAGACGGCCUGGUGGCACGAACUCAAGGCGCUCGUCGAGCUGCUCGGUGGUCGCACCGCUCUGGCUGAAUUGUAG
Molecule: messenger RNA, 2604 nt
Organism: Pseudozyma hubeiensis SY62
Lineage: Eukaryota; Fungi; Basidiomycota; Ustilaginomycetes; Ustilaginales; Ustilaginaceae
Product: 6-phosphofructokinase
Exons: 1
Coding region: 1-2604 (867 amino acids)
Biological process (GO): fructose 1,6-bisphosphate metabolic process; fructose 6-phosphate metabolic process; canonical glycolysis
Cellular component (GO): 6-phosphofructokinase complex; mitochondrion; cytoplasm
Molecular function (GO): fructose-6-phosphate binding; 6-phosphofructokinase activity; ATP binding
Source: RefSeq, a predicted model, not a curated record